AUGACAGUGGGAAAAACUUCACCAGAGACUCAAAAGGGAAUAGUCGUGCCGAUUCCAAGUAAAGAACUUCCAACCGCGAAACCAGGAUGUGUGCGCUACCUUGUCCUCAUCUCCACAAUGCUCUGCCUCACCUCCCUCAUGUCGAAUGUCGUCUGUUUCAACUUCACCGUUCUCUGUAUGCCAGGAACUGGAGAAAGUCAAGAACUCUCUGGAAACCACACUCAUUUUAUUGGAUACACACGUCAAGAGAAAACAAUUCUGUUGAGUACUGUAGCUAUUGGAGCCGUUUGUGGAGUACUUCCUGUUAUCAUUGGAAUCACUAAGAUUGGGCUGAAAAAUGUGUUCUUCGCUUCUGGAAUGUUGGCUACUGUAUCGACGUUCUUAAUUCCCAUCCUGGCUCCUCUUCACUUUUAUAUGUUUGUCAUUUUGAGAUUCUUACAGGGUCUUUCCUAUGCAACUUGCUUCCCGGCAGUCGGAGCAAUCACCUCUUCUUGGGCAUCAUUGGCUCAGCAAGGACUUUUUAUCGCGGCUCUAACUACAUUCGGACAGACUUCCUCGAUUUUCUCUAUGCCUGUUGCUGGAGAACUUUGCUCGUCGGCAUUUGGAUGGAAAGCUGUUUUCUAUCUUCAUGCUUUGAUUUCUUUCGCAGUUUUCAUAAUUUGGUUCGCAAUUUUCACUGAUUCACCAGAAGACAACAAAUUUGUUCGACCAGCUGAACUAGCAGAAAUUGAAUUUAACAAAUCCGAAGAAGCAAUUCAUGAUCACACCCAUAAGACCCCAUACCUCGAAAUCGCGACCACCCCAUCAGUAUGGGGAAUCUGGAUUGGUGCAUUUGGAGAUCUGAUCGCAGUUCAACUCAUCCACAUCUACUCUCCAGUUUUCCUUCAUGAUGUGGGGGGUUAUUCAUUUGAGAAGACCGGCUUCGCAGCUGCAGUCCCAGUACUCUUCCAAUUCUUGGUCAAGAUGUUCGCCGGACAUUCCAGUGAUAAGAUUCACGGAAUCUCUGAAACAACAAAGAUCCGAAUUUACAACACGAUUGCUCUUGGUGCCAGUGCAGUAUUCCUGGUUGCUUUAGGAUUUGUAAAACAAGGACAAGGAGUGCUGGGGUUGGUUUUAAUGACUCUCGCGACCGGAAUGUUCGGUUUCAACGGAGGAGGUUUUAGUAAAUGUUCUGCUCUAGUCUCUCGUCAGUACAACCACUUCGUCAUGGCGAUUCAUCAAAUUCUCAUAUGUUUCUCUAUGAUCGUCUGCCCUCUUAUUGUCUCUUCGAUUCUUAAACAAGGAACUGUCGCCGAGUGGAGAAUCGUCUUCUUCGUUCACGCCGCCAUUCUUCUCAUCUGCAAUGCUAUCUUCUGUUGGUUGGCAACUGCGAAACCUGCUCCAUGGACAGAUAGAACCAUCAAACAUUCGGCCACAAAAAAUACUCCUCUUUAUCAGACUAAAGUUUAA
Molecule: messenger RNA, 1449 nt
Organism: Caenorhabditis briggsae
Lineage: Eukaryota; Metazoa; Nematoda; Chromadorea; Rhabditida; Rhabditidae
Exons: 5
Coding region: 1-1449 (482 amino acids)
Biological process (GO): transmembrane transport
Molecular function (GO): transmembrane transporter activity
Source: RefSeq, a predicted model, not a curated record